This is a messenger RNA of Pedinophyceae sp. YPF-701, 1230 nucleotides long. NCBI's taxonomy places the organism in Eukaryota, Viridiplantae, Chlorophyta, Pedinophyceae. The record is from the annotation of a GenBank genome assembly.
AUGGCGGGCCCCUCAGAGGCUCGCACCGCGGCUACGGCUGCCGGACACGGCUCCGCAGGUAGCUCUCUCUUCGAGAAGAUCAUCACCGACAUCCCGACGCUCCUGGAGCGCGUUCCAUCUCACGACGUGCACAGGGUCGCGGCGACCUCGUGGACCGCGCUGUGUGCCGUGCUGCGGCACACGACGUUCGAGGUGCGCGUCCGCGGCGACAUCCUCGGAGACAACGACGAGAGCUUCCUCGACUCCCUCGCCGCGCGGAUCAGGCAGUGGGACGUUCCGUUCUCGGGCAACAUCUACGUCCGCGGGCCCGUCAACGCCCUGAUGUCCGUGGACGACGCCUGCGCCGUCGCAGACGUCCUCGGCGAGCUGCAGAUCAACGCGGUCCGUCGCGGUCCGGCGCGCCGCACCAAAACAGCCGCCGUCGUCGUCGCAGGCCUCCCCGUUUUGCAGCAGGUCCUGAAACGGCUCGCCGGGAGGCGCCACGUGCGCGUCCUCGCGAUCAGCGAGGCGCGCGGCCCGCGGCCCGACGGCUCCAACCCCGCGCCUCCGGCCCCCCCUCCGCCGGACUCGUUCUACGGCAAGGACCUGGCGGCGUUGCUGUGUAGCGCGGAGCUCAGUACAAACCUCACCGCGAUCGAGCUGGACGGCGUGCCGCUCGCGCCGCUGGCGAUCCAGAUGCUGGGGUGCACGCCGAACGUCGAGGUUCUCAGGCUCGACCGCUGCGGCGUCGGGCCGGGGCAGCCCGUGCGGGACCUGGUGUGUGUGCUGUGUCGCUUGGAGGGACUGCGCGUGCUGAGCCUGCAGGGCAACGGCCUGGGCGACGCCGGCGUGGCGGUGCUCGCGGCGGGCCUGCCGAAGUCCACGCGCAUCACGGACCUCGACCUGGCGUCCAACGGGAUCGGCGGCGACGGCGUCGAGGCGGUGUGCGCCAUGCUGUGGAAGCAAGAGAGCCUUCUGCGGCUCUCCCUGGCGGACAACUCACUGCAGCGGGACUUCGCGGAGAUAGGCUACGGCGAGUACCUCGGGGACCACUUGUCGGAGGCGCUCACGUUCAACAAGGUGCUGCGGGAGCUCAACCUGCAACACACAGACAUCCUGGAGGAGGAUCUGGACCGGCUGAUCGGCCCGGAGCUGACCCUGGACGUCCUGGACAUACGGAACUGCGAGCGUCUGUUCUUUUCCGGGGGCGUGUGCUCGUUCACCAAGAAUAAGGAGGGGUCGGGGGGGUGA